AUGACCCAAAGAAAAGCCCUAGCCAGCCAUCAACCCCGAAAACCCAUUUCAUGCGACUUCUGUAUCCGCCGCAAACUCCGCUGCAGUCGCGAUGCUCCCUGUGUGAACUGCAGCAGUCGAGGCCAUAAAUGCUCCUACAUCUCAUCCAGCGCUGCCUCCCCGGCUAGGGGAACGGUGCGGAGCGCUUCGACGUCAAGGACAACGACGACAGGGCCUAUGCCGGACCAGCAUGAGAUUCUGGCACGGUUACAGGACCUUGAGGAUCUGGUUCGGGGGCAGCAGCAGGCUGGUCGAGAUGAGGGUAAUAUGGGAGUGGUGAGUGGAAUGGCGAUGGCUGAUGGGGGAACUGUGGGGGCUGUGGUUUGUGCGGAUGUUGUGGAUGAGUUGGCGUCGCUUGAGCGAGUUGGUCUGCGAGGACGUGAUGUUAGCUCCCAAGCUGACCAACUAUGUUUCACAACGUGUCCGGCCAGGGCAAUCUUGAGCGCGACCAAGCAGUCAUGGCGUCGAAUUGACUUUCCUCCGGGCCAUGAAAUGCUCACUCUUCUCGACAAGUAUAUCAGAGACAUCACCUCCAUUCACCCGAUCGUUCAUGAACAGUCAUUGCGAAAGGUCUUCAACGAUCUCAUAUCGACGCUCGACAGUUUGCCGACUGGCAGUGUGACUGACCAGCAUGGAGUUGAUAUUGGGCAUGCCGCACUUGCCCUUGCCAUCAUGGCUAGUGCAACCUACUUCUGGUCAGACAGGGACGCAGAGUCCCAGUGCUGGCUACCGCUCUCUGUGGCUCGCAGACUAAGCCCCAUAUUCCUCCAGGCUGCUGAAGACAUAUUACACAAGGCCGAAAUUUCUGGUCAUAAGUCUCUCGAGACGGUCCAGGCUUACAUCAUUGUGUUUUUCCUCAAAGGUAACGUGGAGGGCAUCUCUUUGCGGUGUCGGAUUCUCUUCUCGAUAGCUGUGACAAUGGCCAGAGACAUGGGCUUGCAUCAAGUCGACACUGCGGCAAAAUCAGGUGUGGGACAGACGAUUCAAGAUGAGACAAGCAGGAGAGUGUGGUGGUAUCUUGCGGCCUCGGACUGGAUGCUUGCACGGUUCCCCGGACCAACAGAAGGCUCAUACUCUAUCCACACUAAACAAAUGGCAGUUCGCAAGCCCCUCAACAUCAACGACGACGACUUACACCAUGACACGCUACCUCUAGAACGACCCAUGUCUGAGCUUAUCACAAUGUCAUAUUUCCUGCACCGUCUCCGACUCACCGAGAUUCUGCGCGAUUGCUCCGACCGAAUCAGCACAACACAAGCAACCGCGAGCGACAUGGGAUACAGCGACGUCAUGUACUUUGACGCCGAAAUGAACAAGUUUCGCGACGAAAUGCCCCCCUUCUUCGACCUGACCCUCAAACAAGGCACAACAACCUUCACACACCCCGACACGACCAACAUCCCGUGCGCCGAAAACCAAAGAUACACUCUAAACUGCCUCUUCCACGCCCAGCUCUGCAGACUCCACGUCCGAUACUUUGCACGCGCGUACACGGAAGCCCGCUACGCCUAUUCACGCGAAGUCUGUCUGCGCGAGUCGCGUCUGGUCGUGCAGGCAGAGCUCCGGUUCGGCACCGACGACGACUCGCCCUUCGCCCUGUCCAGACUGCGCUUUCUGGGCAUGCUGUAUGGCGUUCAUAUGGCUAACGUCAUCUUCAUGCUGGACGCCUAUAUCUGCAAGUCGAGCGGACGGCCGUAUGUCUGGCCGGUGGAGGCUGCUGCGGCGCUUGCGAUACUUGAGAAGGCGAGGGGGCAUUCGUCUAUUGCGGAGGAUUUGUACGAUGGUAUGACGCGGACGAUGCGGAAGUAUGAGUUGUGGCCGCCGGGUGCGGCGACGGGUAUUUCUUCACCACCUCCAGCACCAGCACCACCACCACCAACAACAACGUCUCUUGUCCAAAGUAGGCCUGCCGAGAUGAUAGGAGAGGAGUGUGACGGGUCACACAUGCAAAGUCAGACAGACAUGUGCUCUCCUACACCGCAGUUCUUUGACUUCACAGACGACUUUGAAAUCGGGGAAUGGUCUGAUCUCUUCAAUGGUAUCGGCCUGGAAUUCCCAUUCAUCUGA
This is a messenger RNA of Pseudovirgaria hyperparasitica, 2106 nucleotides long. RefSeq lists its product as uncharacterized. The transcript has 3 exons. Gene Ontology annotation, molecular function: DNA binding; zinc ion binding; DNA-binding transcription factor activity, RNA polymerase II-specific. NCBI's taxonomy places the organism in Eukaryota, Fungi, Ascomycota, Dothideomycetes, Acrospermales, Acrospermaceae. The record is from RefSeq and is a predicted model, not a curated record. Bases 1 to 2106 code for a protein of 701 amino acids. Gene Ontology annotation, biological process: DNA-templated transcription; regulation of DNA-templated transcription.